Molecule: messenger RNA, 1005 nt
Organism: Emiliania huxleyi CCMP1516
Lineage: Eukaryota; Haptophyta; Isochrysidales; Noelaerhabdaceae
Exons: 5
Coding region: 1-1005 (334 amino acids)
Biological process (GO): endocytosis
Cellular component (GO): endosome; plasma membrane; clathrin vesicle coat
Molecular function (GO): phospholipid binding; clathrin binding
Source: RefSeq, a predicted model, not a curated record
AUGCUCGACUACAUCCUACGCCACGGCUCGGAGCGCGUGAUCGAGGACGCCAAGGAUCACCUGCGCGAGAUCAAAAAGCUCCAAAAGUUCGAGUACGUUGACCCCGACGGAAAGGACCAGGGUGUCAACGAGGCGCUCAACGCGGAGCGCGACAAGGCGCGGGCGACGCGCAACAAGUACGGCGGUGGCUUCUCGGACGAGGACUUCAAGUACGCCGCCGACCGCGAUCGGCGCUCCUCGGGCUCGGACCCGGUGAUGGGUCUCACCAGCUUGGUGGGCGGCUUGGUGUCGUCCGCGACCGAGUACGCGUCUGCGGCCAGCAAGCAGCUGCAGUCGAUGCAGACGCUCUUCCCGUCGAACGAGCUAGACCGCAAGCUGACCGACUGCCUCUCCAACGACCAGCAGAUGCCGUCCUCGUCGCUGCUCUACGAGCUGGGCCGCGCGACGCACCGCGAGGACGACUACCGCAUCAUCUUGUCGGCCAUCUGGCAGAACGUGCUCCAGUCCUUCUCAAGCACCGACUUCAACGAGGCAGGCAAGGUGCAGGCCAAGGCGAACGACAUCAUCGAGCUGCUCGACAACAGCUCCAACCUGCAGAAGAAGCGGCGCGAGUCGGCCGACUCGGUCGCGGGCAAGUUUGUCGGCAUCUCGUCCUCCGACAAGCCUGCCAAGCGAGACGAGGCUCCCAAGCGGGAGGAGUGGGCGCCGGACGACGGCUUCGGCGCCGCCUUCGACGCGCUCAAGUCGAACGACCCCGCGCCGGCGCCCUCCAACGUCAACCUCUUCGACCCGGGCGCCCCGAUGGGCGGCAUGGGCGGCAUGGGUGGCAUGCGCCCGAUGGGUGGCAUGGCGCCCAUGGGAGGGAUGGGCGGCGGGAUGGGCCAGCCCAUGGGAGGAAUGGGCAGCGUGCCCAUGGGGGGCGGCAUGGGCGGUGGCGAGCCGCCCUCCCUGCAGCGGAGCACCGUCUGGAGCCUCCCUUCAACCUCCUUGGAGCCUCUCCCAUAG